This is a messenger RNA of Aspergillus japonicus CBS 114.51, 1299 nucleotides long. RefSeq lists its product as uncharacterized. Bases 247 to 966 code for a protein of 239 amino acids. Lineage: Eukaryota; Fungi; Ascomycota; Eurotiomycetes; Eurotiales; Aspergillaceae. The record is from RefSeq and is a predicted model, not a curated record. The transcript has a single exon.
UGUUCACUUGAUAAGAGCAAAGAUGCCAUCUAGUGCCUGCAGGCAUCCAAGGUACCCUUGCCGAGGUCUUGAUGUUGAACAUAUCGCUACACACCUUGCAAUCAGUUCGCUAUACGGUAGUUACCACGUUCUCUCUAGCCAAGGGAUGCCGAAUCAAUAAAGCAUCAGCUGCACACCCCGAAACACAUAGUCAAACCAUCAAAUCAUCUACUUGGUAGACGGUGUAAGCAACCGUCUUAUUUCACAAUGGAUCCAGCACAACUCUCACGGCUGGGCCGAGACAUGAGAUUUCUACCUGUACCCGUCGCGACCGAUAAUCUCGAAGAGACAUUGAAGAAGUUACAAGACCUCACCGAAGUGGCCACGCAGGGCAACAGUCUAGCACUCUUCACCGGGCUGGAGCUUGUCGCGCUACCCACGCGAGAUCCGGAGAAGCUGGCCAAGGAACAGAUGUCGCCUAAGGAGGUCCUCCUCUAUGAGGCAUGGAAGGCAAGGAAGCCAAAUCCUAACGUCGAAGAAAGCCUGCUCCUGAGCUUUGACUGGACCGCGAAUGUGGCUCCGGUCCCUCAAGGCGCGCAUAGUCUGAAGAAGCUCACCAAGCGGGCGGCGGCCAUGGAUGUGAUCUUCGAUCAUCAUGACGCUACGCCGGAGAACGCUGCAUGGCUGACCUCGCGUAUGCCGCAAACACUGCCUCUGGUGAAGGCGGUCGCCAAGGUCUCCAAUUGCAAGCAAAGCCUCGAGCAGCAGAGGCAGGCGCACUUUCGCGGGCUGACCGACAUGGAGGCCGCGGAGGUUGAGACCAUCCGCAAGAUUGUGGCCGUGGCAGAGGUCAACACAAACCGCGAGCUGGAAAGGAUGCGCCGAUUGGCUCGGUCGAUCAGAGAGUCUGCGUCGAUCAUCAAGUCCCGCGCAGAGGCUCUGCAGGAAUCUCGAGACCCUGUCUCAGCUUUACAUGGGGAGGACUGAAUGGGGUCCGUUUCCAGAGAUCAUGAUGAAUCAUGAAAUUGGAGGAGGGUAGCAGACGCGGGUGGUCGGGAGCCUGGAGAGUCUUGAUAAGGGCUUGAUAAGGCGAAAGGGGAAGACAUCGAUAGAGGAGAGUGGAUGGACACGUCAAAUCGAGGCUUGUACUCCGGAAGUACUCCGUAGCUAUUAUCAAAUGAAUGGCAAAACUCGGUGCAAUCCAUGAUACAUAUUGUGCAGUACCUACAGCACGAUACACAUCCAAUGCCCUCGAAUCAAUGUUUUGAGCCAAUGACGCAAGGUUCAAAACCACUUAUACAGAGCCAACCAACCCCCAAG